UUUUAUUUUUUCAAAUAGAAAUUAAGUUGUACACUAAAUAAAAUUACUAUUACAGUAUCAGUUUUUCAAAAUUACAAAUGCACCUCAGUAUUUUCAUUUUUUUGUAUUUUACUCAUUUAGGGGAUACAAAAAUUAUAUCCCCGAAAUCUGUGAAAGAUAGAUAUUUGGAAUAUGUCAUUACUGUAAUACAACAUAUUUGUGAUCAAAAAGGAUGGAAUUCAAUGCAACAUUUGCAGUUAAAUCAUGAUGUGUAUGGAAACAUGACAAUAAAAGAUGCAAUUUCACAAAAAGUUUACAAAUACGAUGUUUUAGAUAAGUUUAUUAUUGUUGUUCAUUUACUUAACUACAAGUAUAUCGAGAUAUUAAAAAAUUAUGCUAAACUUGUCAUUGUAAGCAUAAAAGAAUGUAAAAAGUAUUCAACACACAAUCUAUACAGAGAAUUUAUCGAUUGUACCCAACGUAUUGAACAUGGAGUGAAAAAUUCUAUGAUAAUGUUUGAUAAUUUGUACCAAGUAAUGACGUUUAUGAGUUAUUUUGAUACAAAAUGUGUAUUCAAAAAUUUUAAAGGAAUACCAUUCGUUAUUGUAGAAGAAAUUUAUUUUGCUUUUCAUAAUACAAGUACCAUGAAAAUUUCAGAUCAAUCAUUCUUUAUUGACCAGAAUGGUAAUUUUAUAUCUGAAAAUGCGAUUUCAGUACUUAAAAGUAUUAAAAAUUUUAUCGAUCAAUUAAAUGUAAUGGUGGAAAAUAUUAAAGUGAAAAAGUUAAUUCUGGCUGAAAUCCCAAAACGAGUGAACUAUUAUUGGAUUUUUGAAGAGCAAUAUUUACAUUACCAAUCAAAAAAUUCUAAUCUGACUUCUAUCGAUAUCGUGUUACUUAUGCUAGAGUCUUUUUGCGAGAACACCAUAAAAAAUGAUUACGAAGACCUUGGAUUUAAAGAAAUACUUAACCCGCAUUUAUACAAGUGUGAUUCAUUAUUUGUACCUCAAUUUAUUGAUCCUGAUUCACAAGAAAAGGGAAUAGUAAAUUUAAAUAUUCUUCUUAAUGAGGGAAACUGGAAUACUUUGAGUUAUCUAUAUAUAAAUCAUAACGGCCAAGACAUAAGUUUAAGCCGAGUGCUUAGAGAUCAAGCAAAUAAUAAUAAUUUUCAUCUUAAAAAACAGUAUAUCACUCAACUAUUAAAAUGUAGAUUUUAUGACAUUUUAAAAAAUUUCACUACAUAUUUAUCUGGAGUUUUAGACUUAAGUAAAAAACAAAAGAAUAACUCAGACAAACUGAAAGAUCUAAAUUGUUAUAUUGAAUGUGUGAAUAAUUUUUUUCUGAUUAUGAAAAGUGUUCAAGAUUUAUUAAAUUAUUUAAAUACAGCAAUGGAGAAAUUAAAACAAGCAUCAAUAUGGCAUGAAAAUGGAGCAUUUUAUUGCUUAUCACCAAUAAAAAAAAUAAUUGAUAAUAUACUUGAGGUGAUGAAAGAAAAAAAUUUGUUGCGAGAUGAUUUUUCUGACUGUAUAUUAAAUUUGGAAGAAGUAGCAAACAAUUAUAUCGCUGACGUACACGAUGUAAAAUGCUUUAUUCAAUUAGAAUUUAGACAUGUAAGGGGAGUUCAUGAAAGCCAUUGUUUUUAUCACGAAAAAGUCUUAUUUACUAAACAAUAUGUUUUUAAUAUUAGUAAAAAAAAAACAAUCUCAACAAAUAUUGCUCAUUCUUCUACUAAUCCUAUUUCGAAUUGUCAACAGGCUUGUACAGAAUUAUAUUUGUUUUGUGAAAAUUUCAUCGGCAACGAAUAUAAAAAUCUAGGGUUUGAUAAAAUUAAUUAAAAAUUGGUUGUCAUUCUUAAAUAAUUUUAUUUAUGUCAAGAUUAUUCUAUUAAACUCAUUUUAUGAAUCAUAGUUAUUAGUAUGCUAAAUUGCUAUAGGAUUAUUAAUGUCUAAAAUUUAUCAAAUACUGUUCGGUAGAAUUAAUCAGAUUAUAGGAUAGCUAGUUAUGCUCUGCUUUUAAUUGUUGUACAAAAUAAUAUUAACAAUAAAAAAUAAAAGCCUAUAAUAUAAAAUGAAAUGCAUAUAAAUUUAAUGA
Daktulosphaira vitifoliae (grape phylloxera) is the source of this 2067-nucleotide messenger RNA. RefSeq lists its product as uncharacterized. The record is from RefSeq and is a predicted model, not a curated record. The coding region runs from base 78 to 1811 and encodes 577 amino acids. The transcript is spliced from 2 exons. Lineage: Eukaryota; Metazoa; Arthropoda; Insecta; Hemiptera; Phylloxeridae.